AGUUCAGGCUAGUUUGUUGGUUAACCUCAUCGGAUCAGCUGGUUAUGAGGCUUUUACAACUUUUACGUUUGAAGAAGGAGAGUAAGUGCAUCGACGGUGCAUCUGAGGGGGUGCAAGUGGAUGCUGUGCAAGGCGGCCGCAGAGCACGAGGCGGGCGGCGCGCCGGAGGAUGGCGCGGAGCCGGCGGAGCGCGAGCAGCGCGCGCGCCGCUUGUCGCUUGUGAGCGAUGCGGCAGCGUGCGGUGUCUCGGUGGCGAGCGGUGUCCGGCGUGUGACGUAAAGUGUUAUGUUUGUGAAAAGAAAGGUCAUUUUUCGCGAGUGUGUAAGCAUACAAAAUCGAUUCGCAAAGUGUUAAAUCUCAGUGUAGAAACCGUAAAUAGUGACAGUGACGAAGAAAGUCAGAAACAAAGGUUUUAUAUAAACACCUUAGAUAAUAAGAAAAAACAAUGUAAGUCGCCAUUGGAAUGGACAGAAAUUAUAGAAUGUCAAGGUAAAAAACUUUUAUUAAAAAUAGAUACUGGAUCAAUGAUUAAUGUUAUCUCUAAAGUAAAUUAUAUGAAGUUAGGGUUAUCUAUUACAGACCUUAAACCGUUCACAAAACGUGUAUAUUCGUUUACAGGCAAUCAGUUAUCAAUUAUAGGUAUUGGCAAGAUUUCUUUUAUGUUUAGAAAAACUAGUUAUGUGUUAUCAUUUGUUGUUGUGGAUUUGUUUUGUCAGAGUGUACUCGGUUUAGAGGGAUGUAUUGCGUUAGGAUUAAUAAAUCAAAUAAAUACAAUCAAUUUGGAUAACUAUAAUGAAUUGUUUCAAGGAUUGGGAAAAUUACCUGGCAAAUAUAGUAUAGUAAUAGAUAAAAACGUACAACCAGUUAUAUGUCCUACUAGGAAAAUUCCAUUCGGUCUUAAGGAUAAAUUAAAGGAGGAAUUGUGUAGAAUGGAAGAUUUGGGCGUAGUUAGGAAGGUCACUCAUCCAACCUCAUGGGUAAAUGCAAUAGUGUUAGUCGCGAAAAAAGAUGGCAGUAUUCGUGUUUGUUUAGAUCCGCGACCAUUAAACCGGGCGGUGCAACGUGCGCAGUACUCGCUCCCGACGGUACCGGAGCUGGCCGCGCGCUUGCGAGGUGCUACUGUGUUUAGCGUGUUAGAUGCGCGCUGUGGUUUCUGGAUGGUUCAAAUAGACGAUGUGAGCGCUGAUCUCUGUACGUUUGGCACACCAUUUGGUCGAUACCAAUUUCUGCGUUUACCAUAUGGUAUAAACUGUGCGCCAGAAGUAUUUCAUGCGAAGCUUAGGCAGCAUUUAGAAAAUUUAGAAGGAGUUGAAUCUUUUAUUGAUGACAUAAUUGUAUGGGGCCGUAGUAAAGACGAGCACAACCAGAGAUUAGAGUGUCUUCUGCGACGUGCUAAAGAUAUUGGCAUAAAAUUUAAUCGCGAAAAAUGCAAGUUUGGUGUAUCAGAAAUUACUUACUUGGGUCACAAGUUUGACGCGAAUGGUAUGCGGGCAGACGACUCCAAAGUAAAAGCUAUAAUGGAUAUGCCCUAUCCUACUGAUAGGAAGGCUCUCGAGAGGUUUUUGGGCAUGGUAAAUUAUUUAGCUAAAUUUAUACCUAAUUACUCAGAGAGUGUAAAUGUGUUAAGGUCGUUAUUAAAGAAAGAUUCGGAGUGGUCUUGGGAAUCUCAACAUUCAGAAGCAGUGGAUAGGCUAAAGGCAAAGCUAGGUAGUGCACCGGUGCUAGCGCUGUACAGUGACAGUGCGCCGUUAGUGGUAUCAGUGGACGCGUCUAGCGUCGCGCUGGGCGCUGUGCUACUACAAAAUGAUCGUCCGGUGGAGUUUGCAUCGCUUACGCUCACCGACACUCAGACUAGAUACGCGCAGAUCGAAAAAGAAAUGCUAGCUAUUGUGUUUGGUAUCGAAAGAUUCAAGCAGUAUAUUUAUGGAAGAACUGACGUCACCGUAAACACCGACCACAAGCCACUAGAAGCAUUAUUUAACAAACCCCUGGUUUCGGUACCAGUUAGGCUACAAAGAAUGAUGUUGAGAGUACAAGGAUACGACUUCAAAGUAGUAUAUACGCCGGGCAAAAAUAUGUAUAUAGCAGACACGUUAUCGAGGGCACCUUUGAAGGAAAAAAUGCAUGAUCAAGUAUCCACAGAAGUGGAGAUACAAACUUGUUUCAUGUUAGAACAUGUACCUUUUAGCCAACCACGAUUGGAGGCCAUUCAAAAAGAAACGGACUUAGAUAGUGACUGUCGAUGGUUGAUUAAAUACAUAACAAAAGGCUGGCCUAAAAAUAGGCGCGAUGUAAAUGAACGAGUGAACGCUUUCUGGCCAUAUCAUGAGCAAAUGCAUUAUGUAGACGGAAUCAUUUUUAAGGACGAAUUAGUGUUUAUUCCUCGUGCUUUACGGGAAGACAUGUUGUCACGAGUUCACGAAGGACAUUUAGGUAUAGAACGGUGUAAAAGGCGCGCGCGCGAUGUAAUGUUUUGGCCGGGAAUGUGCGACGAUGUCGAGCGCAUCGUGCGCACGUGUGCAGCUUGCGCACUGCACGCGCCUCGCCCGCGACGUCAACCGCUUCUGCAGCAUAGCGUGCCUGCACUGCCAUGGCACAAGCUAGCAUCGGACACGUUCGAGUAUAAAAAAAAGAAUUACAUUGUUUUAGUUGAUUACUUUUCAAACUACGUUGAGGUAGGACAGUUAACGAGCAUAAGCUCGAAGCAAGUAAUUUCUUUUAUGAAAGAGCAGUUUGCAAGGCAUGGUAUACCAGCAGAAUUAGUCAGUGAUAACGGUCCGGCUUAUAACUCACAAGAAUUUAAAAAGUUUAUGCGCGAAUGGGAAAUACAGCAUGUAACGUCAUCACCGCAUUACCCACAAUCAAACGGGAAAAGCGAAAGAACAGUGCAAACAGUUAAAAAUAUGUUAAAGAAGUGUGUAGACUCGGGACAAGAUUUCAAUUUAGCAUUGUUAAAUUUCAGAACUACGCCGCGGCAUGACUUAGACUCACCUGCCCAGAUUUUAAUGGGUAGAAGGCUGAAAACUAGAUUACCGGUCUGUACUAAACUACUAACGGAGAGGGUAGAUAAUGAAAAAAAUUAUAAAGCAAUUUUGUCAAAGAGGGAACAAAUCAAAAUAAAUUACGAUAAAUCGGCAAACACCCUUAAGCGACUAUCUCAAGGGGAUAGGGCAACUUUAGUGUGUAAUGGCGCCAGGAAACCGGUGACCGUAGUGGCACAAGCAGCUCAACCGCGCUCGUACAUUGUAGAAGACGAACGUGGUGGACGGUAUCGGCGAACUCGAAGUCAGUUGAUAACGCGUACGGCCUCGUCAGCAGAAAUAAUUAGAGAAACUGUGAGACAACCAUCUGAUAAUGAAUUUAGUUGCAAGUUACCAAGUGUGAUCUCGAUGGCAGGGUAUCGUAGGCGUAGACGAAAGCCAGAAUCCACAGGGUCGCAAAACACCGUGGUUCCUACUCGGGCGCAGGCAAGCCCAGCGAACAGCGAGUACCAUGAAAGUCCAGUUGGUAGUCGAGACCAGUCUUGUACGUCGUCACCUCACGAGAUACCUAUUGAAAGGUCUAAAGAAAGAACUGCACGAAUGCUGAAUCAUCUAUUUCAAUAUAAUGAAUAGAUAUAGGUUAUAGAAAUAAGAUUAGA
Molecule: messenger RNA, 3640 nt
Organism: Spodoptera litura
Lineage: Eukaryota; Metazoa; Arthropoda; Insecta; Lepidoptera; Noctuidae
Product: retrovirus-related Pol polyprotein from transposon 297
Biological process (GO): DNA integration
Molecular function (GO): zinc ion binding; nucleic acid binding
Source: RefSeq, a predicted model, not a curated record